Molecule: messenger RNA, 7565 nt
Organism: Pseudoliparis swirei
Lineage: Eukaryota; Metazoa; Chordata; Actinopteri; Perciformes; Liparidae
Gene: polrmt
Product: polymerase (RNA) mitochondrial (DNA directed)
Exons: 22
Coding region: 26-4006 (1326 amino acids)
Biological process (GO): mitochondrial transcription
Cellular component (GO): mitochondrial DNA-directed RNA polymerase complex
Molecular function (GO): mitochondrial promoter sequence-specific DNA binding; DNA-directed RNA polymerase activity; protein binding
Source: RefSeq, a predicted model, not a curated record
AGUAACGCGGUUAUUACAUGUCGACAUGUCACUCCUCAGAGUAUGUGCCUUUGCAAAACGUCUGAGUGGUCGCAGUUUAUUUGAGAAGUGUGCCGCGCGCGCGCCCCUGGCGGACCGCUGUCAGCUGCGCGCGCCGACGAGAAACGGCGCGGUGAGGCGAAUAUCAGAGACACGCUUGCAGCUUCAAAGGAUAAAUAUUUCAUUUGUCCCCAAGAGAGACGAUGCUAAAAAACGUGGCCUGGAGCAGUCCCAGUUGUUAAACGUGCUUGAGGCCAGGAUCCAGCAACUCCAAACUGGCAUCGUUUUAGAUGUCCGUCAUGCAAAGGGACAAUUUCUCAAAGCCCCCUCUCCGGGACGAGGGGCGUUAUCUGGCCAGGGUCCCAGAGGCGCCCCUAAGGACCAAACUGACAUUCCUAAAUCCGGAAAGACUCUUAACGUGGCGUCUAAAUCUCAGCCCAGCCGCUGGAUGCAAAAACUAACUCUGGAGAAGAAAAACAAACUCAAAAAACAGCAGCGCCUCCAUCAGAAAAUACAGAAGAACGCCAAGAAGAAACCUGGCGACAGACCUAAAGGGAGCGAAAGCAUCUCGGCGCUCCCGGGUCCCGUGAUUAAGAACAUGAAAUUGUCUGACGAGAUUCGUGCCUCGGUUACUUUGAGAGAUGCGGCGGCAGCGGGGACGGCGGCGGCAGCGGGGACGGCGGCGGCGGCGGCAGCGGGGACGGCGACGCAUUCAAAAUCUACAGGGAAACAGAAGAAAUCUAAAAAAACGGUCGGCGUUAAAAAAAGCCAGGAGCAGUCCGCCAUCGAAGUCCAGGUCAUGGCCGAGGAGCAGGCCAAGAUGGAGGAGCUGGAGUGGAGGCUCAGUCAACAGGUGAGCCAGUGGACGUCGUCGAGUAACCCGCAGCGCCUCCAGGAGGACGCGGAGGGUGCUGCAUCCGGGGACAUGCAGCUGAGCAUCCGCUCUUACCUGGAGGCGUGCGUGUUCACCGGGGACGUCGAGCGGGCGCAGCGCUUCCUGCUCAGCCAGCACCGAGUGAUGAGUCGACGGAGACACAUGAACACGGCCAUCUACAACAUCAUGAUGAGGAUGUGGGCCAAGAAGGGCAUGUUAAAUCAGAUUGGCCGCAUAUUUAUUCUGUUAGAAGAGGCGAGUCUGAAACCAAACGUGGGAUCCUACUGCACUGCCCUGGAGUGUAUGGGCCGCAAUCCCAGCUGCUCCCCCAAUGUCAUCACAAGGUGCCUGUGCCGGAUGGAGGAGGAUGGCCUGUCUGUGGACGACGUGUUCAGCCAGUGUGUGUUCCGGCAGGACGAGCGGGACAUGGUGCUGAAGGCCGUGCACGUCGUCCAGCCCGACUACCGGCCGCGCCUCGACGCGGGCGCUACGCCGUCCUCCUCAUCGCUGGUCCACGAAUUCUACACACAGAGGUCAGACCACCAGUACCCCAAACUGGACUUCACCCAGGAGGAGCUCCAGGAGCGUUUCAAACUGCAGCUCGACAUGGAACAGGCCUGCACCACCACCAUCGACUCCGUGGAGGCGGCCAAGCCCGUGACUGAACACAUGGCGAGAAUGAGGGAGCUGCUGGUGGAUCAGCGGGCGCAGUGGCAGAAGAUCCUCCUCCAGGCCCUGAGGGAGAGUAAGAUGAUCCUGGCGAACACCAACAGCAAGGACUACCGGCUUAACCUUUAUCCCUACCUCUGUGUGCUGGGGGAUAUAGAGUAUGUCGACAUCAUGAUACAGAGCGUCGCCAACCUGCCUCCCAGCGGAGAGUCGCUGAAGAUUUUGGCCAGAGAGCUCGGCAACCGGGUCUACACCAAGUACUCCGUGCGGCAGAAGCACCGGAACCAGAUGGUGGAAAAGUUGCGCAACAUCUACAACGCGUACACAGACCUGCUGGCCAAAGACACAAAGGAGUUCGUCGUCCUGCCCAGCGAGCAUUGGCGUAACCUGGAGAUGGAGCAGAGCUCGGGACCCUCGCUGCACGGAGGAGAGACCCACUGGCCGUACAUCGUGUCCCUGGAGCUGGGCACCUUCAUGGUGGAAAUGAUGGUCAAGAACCUCAAAAUCAACAGCGACAUCCUGAACUCUGCUUUCGAGAGGAAGCGCAUCCCCAUCCUGUACCACAUGUACACCUUCCGCAGCACGCGACAGAUCGGCUUCAUCAAGCCCCACCCCAUCCUGAUCCAGAUGCAGCAGGACGCCAUGGAGACCAAGUUGACCUUUGACUCCUACGUGAUCCCGAUGCUGUGCCCUCCCGUGCCCUGGACGUCUGUCAAGUCCGGAGCCUACCUGCUGACGCCCACCAAGCUGAUGCGCACGGUGGAAGGGGCCACGCAGCACGAGGCGCUGUUGGAGAAAAGCCAGAACCUCAUGCCGGUCCUGGACUCUCUCAACCAGCUGGGCAACUGUGCCUGGAGCAUCAACAAACCCCUGUUGGACAUUAUCAUCUCCAUCUUCAACGACCGGGGCAGCGAGAAGCUCGACAUCCCUCCGCCUCUGUCGGAGGCCCCCAAAGUACCCCACGUCAACGCCCACGACCCCGCGUACACGGCCUCUGAGAAAGCCCACAUGAAGAGGGAGGUGAUCAACGCCCGGAAGAAAAGCAGCGAGAUGCACAGCCUGCGCAUGGACGCCCUGUACAAACUCUCCAUCGCCAACCACAUGCGGGACGAGAUCUUCUGGUUCCCUCACAACAUGGACUUCCGGGGGCGGACCUACCCCUGUCCGCCGUACUUCAACCACCUGGGAAGCGACGUCACGCGGGCCGUCCUCUUGUUCGCGGAGGGGAAGCCGCUCGGGCCGAAAGGACUGGACUGGCUGAAGAUCCACUUGGUCAAUCUGACGGGGCUGAAGAAGAAGAGCUCUCUGGUGGGGCGGCUGGAGUACGCCAACGAGAUCAUGGAGGACGUCUUGGACUCGGCAGACGACCCUCUCAAUGGUAGGACGUGGUGGAUGAAUGCAGACGAGCCUUGGCAGGCGCUGUGCUGCUGCAUGGAGAUCGCCAACGCCGUGAGAUCUCCCGAUCCAACGCGCUUCAUCUCCCAUUUUCCCGUUCACCAGGACGGCUCCUGUAAUGGCCUCCAGCACUACGCCGCCCUCGGCAGAGAUGUUGUUGGCGCCACGUCCGUCAACCUCAUGCCCUGCGACGUGCCCCAGGAUGUGUACAGCGGAGUAGCACAGCAGGUGGAGGAGUUCCGGGCGCGGGACGCACGGAGCGGCAUGAAGGUCGCCCAGGUCCUGGAGGGCUUCAUCAGCAGGAAGGUGGUGAAGCAGACCGUGAUGACGGUCGUGUACGGGGUCACGCGCUACGGGGGACGCCUCCAGAUAGAGAAGCAACUGAAGGAGAUCGACGAGUUCCCGAAGGAUCACGUGUGGGAAGCAUCUCAAUACCUGGUGCGGAUGGUGUUCAAUGGCCUCAAGGAGAUGUUCACGGGGACCAGAGAGAUCCAGGAUUGGCUGACGGAGAGCGCCCGGCUCAUCUCCAAGUCCGGCCACACCGUGCAGUGGGUGACCCCCCUGGGUUUACCCGUCAUUCAGCCGUACCACCGCAUACGCAACCAAGUGCUGAAGAGUACCAUGCAACACAUCAGCGUCCAGAUCAGCCACGACGCCAGAGAGAGGCCGGACACGGUGAAACAGAAGAACGCCUUCCCGCCAAACUUCAUCCACUCUCUGGACUCCACCCACAUGAUGCUGACCUCUCUCCACUGCUAUAGUGCCGGCCUGACGUUCGUCUCGGUUCACGACUGCUUCUGGACCCACGCCGUCACCGUGGACACCAUGAACAAGUCAGAGCCGUUGUGGAGCGCACAGCAGCCCGCCCAGCCGAUCCUCCAGGAUCUGUCCAACUACCUGCUGCAGAAAUACUGCACCACGCUCCCGAUGGAGGGCAAGAACAAGAAGUACCUGGAGUACAGGAGGAUGAUGCUGCUGCUGGCCAAAGUGCCCCAGACAGGUGAUUUUGACCUCCGGCGGGUGAAAGAGUCGACGUACUUCUUCAGCUGAGAGAGACCGGCGAGGUCCGAGCCAGCUGAGGGAGAUGAGUGGAAUUGACAGUGCAGCGGGGGGGACGCCGACGCCGCCGCCGCCGCCGCCGCCGCCGGGGGGUCUCGGCCGGCUUCGUCUCCCUCGGACGUCGAGGCCAUCGAUCGGGCCGCGCCCCCCCCCCCCUGCCUCCGGGUGCUGCAGCUGCUGGAGCUGCUGGGGGCGAACCCGCCGCCUGAUGAAGUGGCGAGGAGCGGCGCUGAUGGAGGGGAGGACGGGACGCUCAUCCAGGCGGAAUGAUGAGGGAAUCGGCACCGGAUGGGAACGUUAAGACUUCAAUCAGUGGAAAGCACCUCUCAUAAUGGGUGCUUGGGCCGUGCGUGUGUGUGUGUGUGUGCGUGUGUGUGUGUGUGUGAAGAGCUCCACAGACCGAUGACUCUCUGCGACUAUCCCCCCCCCCCCCCCCCGAUCCCUCGAUCCCUUCACUCACUGGAUGACAGGAUGCUGCCUGACACGGUAUUUAAACACGGAGACGGUUGAGAGACGUUCACUGACAUCGGGAGAUACGGGACUCACAGGGAAGUGAAAGGGCGAGCGCUGUGCAGCGACCGGCGCCCUGAAAUAAAAGUCUCCGAUAACCUUUUUCAAAAAAAUUGUUUUUGUGUCCGCAAACCGUCGUUGUUCGACAGUUCUGAUGGCGUCCUCUCAUUUUGGACUCCGCCCCCUCGGAGUUUGUCCUUAAAGGAGAAGAUUCACUCGCAUUUUGGGUUUUUUGAUGCUAAGCUAACAAAGCUAGCUUCACAUUUACUGCUCGAUCUUCUCGCGUAAUCCUCAGGAAGAAACCAAAAGAGACCGCACAUUCCAUUUUUACUUCACCUUCAUUUUCUCACCUCAGCUUUAAAAAAAAGCGACUCCUACCUUUUUUAAAAAAAACUAAAUUUCGACUUUCUUGUAAAGUUUACACCGAAGCUGCGACCGUCUUAAAAAAGACGAGGUCGUCUCCUCUGCCCUCGUCUCCUUGAGGCCGGUUGUCUCCUGCAAAGUGCUCACAUGCUUCACACACACGCGCGCACACACACACACACGGCCGCUAACGUUUCACAACUGCCUUCCCCGACAACGACUUCCCCUCGGAGCGCUCUGGGAUUUAUCUCGGCCUUGUUUUGUUUGAGAUUAAUUUUGAAGCGAACGUUCGUGAGACGCCCUUCGCCAUAAAUGUGCGUUUUUGACUGAUCGACGCUUUAAAAUCGUGAACCGCGGCGUUAAAAAACGAUAAUAUAAAUCCCGUGUCUCGUGUUUACGGCGUCCGGAUUUACGGCCGACGGGAGGUUUGAGUUCUUCGCCGUCUCUCUGACGGCAAUUUUGUUUAUUUUAAGGAAGCGUGCUCCGUCAAAUUUAAUGCGACGGUAAAAAAGUACCGUUUUUGUUUAUUAGACCCUCUCGCUGUCUGAUGGUGAUGAUGAUGAAGACUGGGAGGGGGGAGGUACUGAUGGCCUUCCUCCUUAAGGGGAACUUGAGUUUGGGUUCAAACAAGCUGUUCAAGAAGCUUCAAGCUCAGAUUUUCCAAACCUAACUUUAACCUGUCUCACAAGUGGAUUUCACCAACCACCAAAUCUGACACACACACACACACACACACAUUGGGAUAUGUGGAAUAUGGCCCUCUCUCCAUUGUAAUGAAGUGGGUCCUGAUAUGACGUCUCUGGUGAUGUAACACUCUUCCUGGAGCCGCUCACUCCCCCCCCCCCCCCCCUCCCAGUUUCCCGGGAGUCUAUCUCCUAUCUCCUGCCCCCGCGGGGGGUCUCGAGUGGCGGAGUGUGCAGAGAGUCCUGGAGGGAGCAAGCGGGGCCACAGCUCCCUGUCAGCGGGGGGGGGGGGGGGGUGGACUGACAUGUUUCUUUAGGAUAUUUAUUCCGAGCAGAUGUUUCGCUCCGUGGAGGUUUGGACAUAAACAAAUGUUUUUGAGGGCAUUUUAUUUAUUUUUAUUUAUAGUUUAUAAUAAAUUGCUUUAUGAUUUAUGCCACACGAUACAAUUACUUUAAAUUAUAAAGUUUAUUGUGACUUAUUUUUAAAAAGUAAUUCUGGGAAACUAUCUUUGUUUUGGUUUUUUAUGCCAUACUAUACUAUGACUUUUAAUAUCAUACAUUUUUUUAUGGAAUACUAUACUAUGAUUUUUAAUUUUGACAUAGUAUACUUUGACUUUUCAAGGAAUACUCUACUAUAUUUAUUUCUGACUAUUUAAUGCUUAAUGUUGAACUUUUCAUGUUGAACUAUUCCAGGACUUCUUACAAACUAAAACAUGCAUUUUCUAUAUCUAUUUCUAUUACAUUAAAUGGCAUUAUAUAUUAUGACGAAUAUAUUUUGGAGUUUCUUUGACAUUUUUAUGCCAUACAAAACAAUAACAUUAACACAACAAAUGUGUUGCCUUCGGGUCAUUUUGACCCGAUUCAAUAUUUAACCCUCCUGUCACCUUCGGGUCAAUUUGACCCGAUUCAAUGUUUAAUGUCGGUGUUCUUUCGGGAGUCAACAAACAAACAUAAAGUACCUCACACUUAAACUUGGAAAACAAUAUUAAUUCUAAUAAUGUUCUGGAGAUUUUAAUAGCUGGGGUCAUAUUGACCUCAAGGGUAAAAUAUGUUAGUAAAUAUAAAGGUAACAGGAGGGUUAAACAUUGAAUCGGGUCAUAUUUACUCGAAGGCGACAGGAGGGUGAAACAUUGAAUCGGGUCAAAUUGACCCGAAGGCAACACAAGGGUUAAGAGAUUAAGUUGCAUUCUAAAAUAUUGACAACUACCCGUAAACAAAGGCUGAGAGAAAUGUCACAUUUCAUAAUAAAAGCAUGAAUCCACUAUACCACACAGGUAAUAUUUAAAUAUUAAAAUCAGUUUGAAGGGUAUUUUUUUGCUCGUUGGAUGUCGGAGGUUCUGUGAAGCCAGAAAGCAGCUCUGGUUGCAAAUAGAGAUUAUUAAUAAAUAAAUAAUACACAACAGAUGCAGACAGGAUCAUACAAACUGAGGGCGACAGUAGAAAAAGAAGUGAUUUCUUUCUUCUGCUUUAUUAUGUUCAAGACAUAUCGGUUCAUACCAGAUUAUAAUAUGCACUUUUGUAAAAAGAUAUUCCAUUUUUCAAACAUUUUUAUUUUUCAUGUAUGUCUAAAGUUACAGUAAACUAGGCUAAAUAAAUGAAUAAAUAGUCUGGUUUACAUGACGUUCACACACAGAAAUAACAAAGUUAUUGUCAUCAAAGAGGGGAAACGUACAUUUAAUAUCUGUUUCCCCCGAAAACAGACAAAAUUAAUCCGAAGGGGGAAAUAUUGCAUCUCCAUCAACACUUUUAUGAAUAUGUUCAGUGUGAGUUAUCCUCUGAUUGUUGAGUUUGUGAGGAUGAAUCUGUCUUUCAUAUCUUAACAUGUUGAAACAUACAAAAAAUAUAUAUGCGACUUUGGUUUCACUCGUUCGUUCGGCAGCUUUUAUUGAAAUUGUGGUCGUUAGAGAUCUUUGCGCUUCAGUUAUUAAUAUCUGCUCCUGUCUCCCUAUCGUGGGCCUUCUAUUGAAGUCAAAAUAAACAUGUCUAUGAACUUA